CUGUGGUGAAGCCCCGCCCUUCCCAUCGUCAACAACUGGAUUUGGAACUACUUAUUUUCGUCAGCUAGCAUUGCUAGCAGGCUAACGAUGGAUUAUUGCGUUUGUAAGCGAUGACCAUUAUCCGGGUGGACUUUUAUUCACCGUGAAGCGCUUCAUUGAUGUCUUGGGUCGCACAUGCGACUUAAAACGAGCAACAGCAGCGGAAAGAUCGACUGGUGAACCGCCCCUUAGCUAGCCCUGGAAGCUAGCGCUAGCCGAGCCGCUGACAGUUGCCUCGGUUAGCUACGUCAAUUUAACUCAAACGUAGCUAAGGAUUUUUCUGAUGCGCAAUUCAUCAUCUCUGACGCUGAAGGUACCAAGGCCCUGGCUGUUGUCACAUUGCAGUUUUUCGGAACCCAUUAGAAAACACGAGGUGGAUCUCGGCUGGACUCGUCGUUGGUGCCAUUGAGGCAAAUCGAAAGUCAGCAACUUGUCCAUGCACGUUGAUUUGGAUCCUCAAGAGCUGCCAGUAUGAUGCCGAUGAUAUUGACUGUGUACCUCAGUGAUGGAGAACAAGCCGCAGCUGAGGUACCCAUCACACCCGAGACGACGUGCCGAGACGUUGUUGACUUCUGUAAAGAGCCCGGCGAGAGCGGCUGCCACCUGGCUGAGGUCUGGAGAGGCAAUGAGCGAGCAAUCCCCUUUGAGCACAUGAUGUACGAACAUUUGCAGAAGUGGGGACCACGAAAACAAGAAGUCAAGUUCUUCCUCCGUCAUGAAGAUUCACCAACUGAGAGCAGCGAUCAAGGGAGUCAGCAGUCUCAGGAUCAAACCAAUCGCAGAGGAGGAAGUACCGGAGAGAAGCACAAUGAGAACGUGGUGGGGAAUCAGCGGGUGGAGCUCACGCUGUCAGAGCUGCAGGAGAUGGCCACCCGUCAGCAGCAGCAAAUCGAGGCUCAGCAGCAGAUGCUUGUUGCAAAGGAGCAGCGUUUGCGUUACCUGAAGCAGCAGGAGCGGCGUCAGCAGCAGACCGUGUCGGAGAGCGAAAAGCUUCAGAAGUUAAAGGACCGCGUGGAGAGCCAGGAGGCCAAGCUCAAGAAGAUCCGAGCAAUGAGAGGCCAGGUGGACUACAGCAAAGUCAUCAACGGCAACCUGUCAGCAGAGAUCGAACAAGUCAGCGGCUUGUUUCAGGAGAAGCAGGCUGAGUUACAGGCGGCGGUUCUGCGAGUGGAGCAGCUUAGUCUGCAGCUGGAGGAUCUGCGGAGAGGAAAGCUCAAUGGGAUACAAACUGGUCUGGGCGGUCAAGUGACUGGUGCUGCAGCCUUGGAGCUUCGUAAGCUCUACCAAGAGCUCCAGAUUCGUAACAAACUGAACCAGGAGCAAAACGGCAAGCUACAGCAGCAGAAGGAGCUUCUGAACAAGCGAAACAUGGAAGUGACGCUCAUGGACAAGCGCAUCAGUGAGCUGCGGGAACGCCUCUACAAGAAAAAAGCUGAGGCACGUCAAAAAGAGAAUCUCCCUUUAAAUAGAGCCAAUGGACCUCCCUCCCCCCAACCAGCUCCUGGUACGUUGGGUCGAGUUGCUGCUGUUGGGCCUUACAUCCAGGUUCCUGUACCAAGUCGACAGGAUGGUGGCUACACCCUACCGCCUGAUCCAUUGAAGCCUCAAACGUUAGGUGUUAGUAACCAAACUAACCAAGGACGACCCAAAUCAGACGGUGUGCGAAAGCCUCCCGGCCCUUGGAAAGUGUCUGAUUUAGACAUCGUUGUGGACCCGGUUCCCCCAUCAGAAUCCCACGCUGCUCCUGGAGCCUCCAGUGGCUCUGACGGCACGUCUCCUAAUGAUGCCGGUUGGCCUUCUGGAGGCAAAACCAGCACGACUCUAAAGCCUCCUGAGAGACGAGACUCAGGCACUGAUAGUCAGGGCAAAAGCCCCCCCUCAGGCUCACCUGUCACUCCAAAUGCAGAAAAGGUGCUAGAUUCCAAAAUUGCUGUAUCCUCUCCUUCCAUCACCAAGCCGCAGCCGCCGCCGUACGGAUCCCACCUCACUUCUGCAAACACAGCCAGCUCCUUGGAGCGCCGCAAAGAUGUGCCUCCCCCUCGUCCCCUUCCAAACCCCCCAGCUCCGGCCUGGUCCCGCCUCCCCCCCUCCACGGGCUCCUCCUCCCAGCAGAUCCAACAGCGGAUCUCGGUCCCACCGAGCCCCACCUUCCAGCCCAACGCACCCCUUUUCCCUCCUGGGUUUAGCGAGCGUCUGGAUCCGCCCCCUGCUGUGGCAGUGCGCCCCUUUAUACCAGAGAGAGGGUCACGACCCCAAUCGCCUCGUAAGGGCCCCCCUACUGUGAAUUCUAGCUCUAUUUAUCACAUGUACCUCCAGCAGGCGGCACCAAAGAGCCAACCACUAAAGCCUGCUCUCAAAGCAGUAUACGGGAAACCUGUUCUCCCCUCCAGCUCGACUCCCCCUUCCCCCCUGCCUUUUGUCCAGACAGGAGGGGCUUUUCCAAUGCUCCAAAGCCAACCGGGCGGUGAAGAUGCUUUAGACGGAGAAUUUGAUGAUCUGGAGAGCUUCCAUCAUCUGGAGCCUUCAGCACCUCCUCCCAGUGUGGAGAACAUCCCACGGCCGCUCAGUCCCACUAAGCUAACACCUAUGGUACACUCCCCGCUGCGCUACCAAAGUGAUGCAGACCUCGAGGUGCUCCGUAAAAAGCUAGCUAAUGCUCCAAGGCCACUGAAGAAGCGCAGCUCCAUCACAGAGCCAGAGGGCCCCAGUGGACCUAACAUCCAGAAACUGCUGUACCAGAGAUUUAACACGCUAGCAGGAGGCAUCGAGGGGACUGGAGUUGGUGGAUCAGGAGGAGGUAGUGGUGCUGGAAAUGGGACGCCAUUUUAUCAGCCAGCGAAUCCUCCUGAGUAUCUGGGAGGCAAUUCUUUGGGUGACACAGACAACGGCAACCUCCUCUCUGAGAUACCGCUAGCACGAGCACAGGGGGAGGAAGAACUGGGCUCUGAGGCGUCUCCCGCCGCCACAGAUGCUAACGACAACGAGCCAGUGUCGUCGUCGCCUGACGAAGCUGCUUAUGCCUCUGAAGAAGAGGAGCUGGAGGAAAACAACAAUACUGUGGAAGGUUCUGAGGCGUCAUUCCCCAGCCCGGUCCUGGAAGUCUGCACUCCAGAGGAGAGCGGCACAGCUGUCUCCCAACAGCUGGAUAAGCGCACAAACCUGAAGAAGCCAAACUCUGAGCGCACGGGCCACAGCUUCAGAGUCAAGUUCAAUCCUUUAGCCUUGCUGCUCGACGCUUCUCUGGAGGGAGAGUUUGAUCUGGUCCAGAGGAUCAUCUAUGAGGUGGAGAAUCCCAGCACUCCGAACGACGAGGGCAUCACGCCACUGCACAAUGCCGUGUGUGCUGGACACCACCACAUCGUCAAGUUCCUGCUGGAUUUUGGUGUGAACGUCAACGCUGCAGACAGCGAUGGAUGGACCCCUCUUCACUGUGCCGCCUCCUGCAACAGCGUUCAUCUCUGCAAAAUCCUGGUGGAAUCGGGAGCUGCAAUCUUUGCCACCACUAUUAGCGACGUGGAGACGGCAGCAGAUAAAUGCGAGGAAAUGGAGGAGGGCUACAUCCAGUGCUCCCAGUUUUUACACGGUGUUCAGGAGAAGCUGGGCGUGAUGAACAAGGGGACAGUGUACACUCUGUGGACCUACGAAGCCCAGAAUUCAGACGAGCUGUCGUUUAGGGAGGGGGACGCCAUCACCAUCGUGCGUCGACAAGAUGAGACUGAAACAGAGUGGUGGUGGGCGCGGCUUGAGGACAAAGAGGGCUACGUGCCCCGCAACCUGCUGGGGCUCUGUCCUAGAAUCAAACCCCGUCAGCGCUCCCUGGCGUAGCGUCUCACACCGAAACAGCAACCAAGAGCAGAGAACAACUUUCGUCUUCUCCCUGUGGACACAACCUUCCCCAGCCCCUUUGCUUUCACAGAUUCCUCCCCUCUGAAGCAGAGGGGCACUAAACUCUGAUGCAUACUCUCAUCUGCACACACUAAAGGCAAAAAGCGAGCACUCCAAAGUUUCUGAAACUACUUGUGCUGCCCCUCCUCACGCCUCCACCUCUCAUUAUCUGGAUGGACAUCGAUUUAAAUCAGGCGUUUUCUCUUUUUUCUCUCAGUAUUUCCUGCAGUGUUCUUCCUUAAAGAGGUCAAAGGUGACUCUAGUUUACAUGAUGCUUAAUUACUGAAGGUUCAUCUUUAAGGGUGAGACUGCUUUUUGUCGCUGAGCUAUAAUAUUAGAUACUUUUAGGCCAAUUCAAUCUAAAGCUGUAGACUAACCACCAAAGAUAAGAAUAAAUUUAACAAUCGAAACUCUAUUAUUACCCUAAGAGGGGAGAAAAUCAGUUUAUUAUGCUGCUAUGGCUCCCAAGAGUCCUCAGUAAAUAUUCUCUGGGAGCAAAAAUUGUCAUUUGAUGGAAAAAAGAACCAAGUAUUAAUCGCACAGGCUACUUAAGGGGAUUUAUUGAAUACAGCUCACAUUAUGUCAUGACUUGCAUUUCAUAAAAAGAGUGAAAGACCGUUUACCCCCACCCCCGUUUAUUGUUAUCAGUCCUGAAAAUAAAUGCGAGAUUGUUGUGGAAAUGUGGCAAGAACACUAAUAAAUUAUACCUGAGCCUUUG
Nothobranchius furzeri (turquoise killifish) is the source of this 4642-nucleotide messenger RNA. It is a transcript of the gene ppp1r13bb, whose product is annotated as protein phosphatase 1, regulatory subunit 13Bb. The record is from RefSeq and is a predicted model, not a curated record. Gene Ontology annotation, cellular component: nucleus. Gene Ontology annotation, molecular function: p53 binding. Gene Ontology annotation, biological process: regulation of apoptotic process. NCBI's taxonomy places the organism in Eukaryota, Metazoa, Chordata, Actinopteri, Cyprinodontiformes, Nothobranchiidae.